Molecule: messenger RNA, 3330 nt
Organism: Neolamprologus brichardi
Lineage: Eukaryota; Metazoa; Chordata; Actinopteri; Cichliformes; Cichlidae
Gene: cep55l
Product: centrosomal protein 55 like
Biological process (GO): regulation of phosphatidylinositol 3-kinase/protein kinase B signal transduction; mitotic cytokinesis; establishment of protein localization
Cellular component (GO): midbody
Source: RefSeq, a predicted model, not a curated record
AGGAAACGAAAGUGUCGUUUAAAAACGGUCUCGCCACAAAACAGACGAUAUUUAGUGGAUAACUUCCGUCUCCGUGUUCUCUUUAGCACUGCACUAAGUAACAACAGAAGCAGCCAUGACAUCUAAAAGUGCCAAAGAGACCAUAGUUGCCAAGUUGGGUUUCAAAUCCAGCAGCUCUGGCUCCAAGGCUGAGGCAGAGCUGGAAAAAGUCAAGAAAGAAAAUGUUCACCUGAGAAAAAAGAUUGAUGACCUGACCAAACGGCACAUCAAACCGCCUGAUGCGGACAAAAGCAAGCUGCUGGAGAGGAUUCUUUCCCUUGAGACCUUGAGAGAGAGGAACAACCAGCAGUUGCUGGUGAAAGAGCAGGAGCUGGAAACUCUGAGACAGCAGCUGUCAGCUAAAGGAGGAGAGGUGGUGGCGUCGCUGCAAGCCCAGCUGGAGCAGCGGAGGAAAGAAACAGAGCAGAGAGACGCGUUGUUCCAGAGUUUGUCACAGGAGACGGAGAAUCUGAAAAACAAGCUGGUCACUGUUUCUGCCCGAUGUCAGACUCUGGAAACCCAGGUGGCGAAUGGACAGCCACCUGCCUCAGACCUCGUAAUGAUACAAGAUCAACUGAAAGAUGCUCUGGAGAAGAACCAGCAGUGGCUGGUGUACGACCAGCAGAGAGAGGCCUAUGUGCAGUCUGUCCUGGCCCGUACUUUAGAGCUGGAGCAGCAGCUGGCUCAGGCAAAGCAGCAACAAACCAAACAAGAGGCCAGUCCAGAGGCUCCUGCCAACUUGGCAGAUCCAGAAAAGGAAUCUCAGCUGAAAAGCCAAUAUGACCACUUGGUGUCUGGGAUGAAGAAAGACCUGGAGAGCCAAAAAGAGCAGGUUACCAGAGCCAGACAGGAGCUCGGUGUCCAUCCGGAGCAGGCCUUGAAAGCUCAGGCUGAGCUGCACUCUCAGCGGGAGCAAGUCACCAGGGUUCAGGAAGAGAUGUUGGCACUGCAGAGGAAGUACGACGACAAGUGCAGAGAGCUGUCGUCCUUUCUGAGGAAGCACGAAGACAAGUGCAAAGAGCUGGAGGAGGCCAAGAUGGAUCUUCAGGCAGAGCGACUUAGCAACAGACAUGCAGUCUGUGAGGAGAGAAAGGUGUCGUCUGAGCGUGCAGACAGAAUGAGGGUGGAACUGGAGAAUAUGGAUAUCAGAUUGGAGGAGGAGAAGAAGAGAUCUGCUGAGCUUCUGUUGCAGGUAAAUAUGCUGCAGAAGUCCCUCCUGAGCCAGAAGGAAGAGCAGAGAAGAAUCGCAGCACUGGAGCAACAGAUCCAACUCUCUGCCAAGGACUUUGAGAAUGAAAAAAUUGAUCGUCAGAGCAUGCAGCACCAGUUACAUAAGGUGCUGAAGGAGCUUCGCAAGGCCCGUGAUCAGAUUGCAAAGCUGGAAUCUGCUAAGCAGCCAAAUGCUCGCUUUUCAGAGCCCAGCUCGUAUAAUAGCCUCGAGUUUGAGCGUCUCACUAUUGAAAACCCUCUUGGCCCUACAUCCCCAUCUAAAGUCACCAACCUCCUGGACGAGAGUUUCCUGGAGUGCCCAAAGUGUCGGGCCCCUUAUCCCACCAGUCGUCACAGGGAGCUGCUGACUCACAUCGAUUACUGCUUUGCGUAAGCUAACACAUCAGCAUAGAUGAGUGAUUCUCGGUGUGCAUGUCCGGACCUCUGCUUACUCAACGGGCUAAAAACAAACACAAGAAUCACUCUACAAGAUUUCUGAUUCAUUCAGGAAAUUUGUGUUUUUGAAUCUAGGUAAAAUAAAACAACGAACAGGCAGUUUUAGACACUGACUCUACAAACAUAGCACUGAUAACAGAGUAUAAGAUAUUUCUUAAAGUCACUGGAGACCACUUGUAUUCAAUCCUGUUCUUUUAUCGCAAAGUUAGAAAUACCGCUUUAAUGAUCAUUUAACAUAAAUGUAUAAAAUAUUCAUUUAUGUCAGAAAUCAUGGGACAUAUUGUGCAUUAUUUUCCAAGAAUGAUGGGGUAUAUGGUGUCCAUUAAAAAUGAUUUUUAAAUUUAUUUUAUAACAGUAUUUUGGCUUUUUUACUCUGUUUUUUUUGUUUUGUUUUGUUUUUUUUCAUUCAAUAUCCAAACAGGUGCGAUACUUGAGUGCUUGUGUAGAUACGUUUUUUUUUUUGUUUUUGUUUUUUUAAAUAGAAGGGAUUUGCAGGAUAUUCUUAACAUGCAAAUCGCUCGAACAUGUACUCCAGCUCUUCUUGCCAUUAGAAAAUCAUCAAACAUCUCCUUAUUUACAGUUUUUUAAAAAAACUUUAAUACUCCAUAUAGUUACAUCUGGGGCCUCUCUGUUUAGAUUUUGCUGUUUGUUAAACUUUUGGUGAAUUCAGUGUUGUUUUGGUGUGUGUGUGUGUGUGUGUGUGUGUAUAUAUCACAGUAUUUAUUCUUGUUUUUGUUUUUAAUUGGUGAACUACUGUCUCUUUUCAGUGAUUUAGUUUUAUUUUGCUUCAGUGUGUAUCACCAGACAAUGUUUUGCUUUUGUAAUGGCCUUCUUUCUAUCAAGGGACUAUUGUUUAUGUUAUUUUGCAUAAAAGUUUACAAGCCUGUCUAAUAGACUCCACUGAUGAAACAGCUAAACACACACUUUCUAAACUCCUCUUCUUUUCCCUCCAUCAUCAUCGGCAGCAGUAGUCGUGUUUCUUUUUGCCUGGCUUUAUGUGAAAGUGUUAUGUUACCUAAUUAGCCAUGUGUUUUCGGUUAUGUCAGUGAUGUUUGCGCGAUUGCUAAAGCAUUUCUUUGUUUAACGUGUAAACAGCUGUGUAAAGUAUCCCAAACCAUGACCAAGUUUUUAUUUGCCUGAACUGAACCAGACUUAAAAUGUACAGCAGUCGGGAGCUUAUCUAGUCACAUGUGGGUGGUUGUCCCUGUAUUCUUUCCUGUUCAAGUGAAGCUCACUUCCAUCUCCACCUUGACUUUUCAAGCCUGCGGCCGUUUAAAGCUGGAAUUAGAUUGCAUGAGUUAAUUCCUUGUACUAAACUAUUUAAGGCGGGGAUUACCAAAGGUCCUCCCGGUAGGAGGAAAAGUGGUUAAGGUGUCUAUUCUCGCAGCCUUGGCAGUGUGACCAGUUGACAUGAGACAAACACUGCUGUGCAUCUUAUGUGUGGUUGUUUUGAUUUGGGCUAGCUCUCAUAGAAGAUCCAAGAGUCCAACUUUUAUCAACAGGUUUACCUGUGUUUUUUGUUUUAAACCUGAUUUAUUUUAAUCAUGUACACCAAAGUAGUUUUGCCAUGAUCUGUACUGUACUGUACAAAAAAUGUGCAAUAAAGAUGUAAAUCUCUUCCCAGCA